Messenger RNA from Daphnia pulex (common water flea), 3033 nucleotides. Its product is annotated as ras and EF-hand domain-containing protein homolog. The coding region runs from base 276 to 2282 and encodes 668 amino acids. NCBI's taxonomy places the organism in Eukaryota, Metazoa, Arthropoda, Branchiopoda, Diplostraca, Daphniidae. Gene Ontology annotation, biological process: phagosome-lysosome fusion; endosome to lysosome transport. Gene Ontology annotation, cellular component: trans-Golgi network; Golgi apparatus; late endosome. Gene Ontology annotation, molecular function: GTP binding; GTPase activity. The record is from RefSeq and is a predicted model, not a curated record. The transcript has 6 exons.
CGAUCGCUGCUCGAGUCAGUCGGUACAAAAAUCACCUCGGGCAGAACCCAUCCCUAACUCAAGUCAUUACUGACGUUCAUUUGUUUCUGAAAAAAAAGCAACGCCCCCACGUCUGGUGGAAACUGAAUCAGUCUGCGACACACAAGUGAAGUCACGAACACGUUACGUGAUUUAGAUUGGCAGUUCUUCCCAUAUCGUUUUAUCUUCUGACUGUCGAAUCUUCUGGCUGCACGAGACUUCGGCGUUGAAAUCUCCCAUGUCCUUGCACGAUUGCUAUGGAGACUAAACCCGUUGAGACUGGGAACAAGAGUGAAGGUGAUGAACAACAGUUGUCGCCAACCAAACCAGCUCUACAACAGCAGCAGCAAGAGAACGUCAGACGCAGUCCUCUCGGCUUUCUGAAGAAGCGCGUCAAAUCCGGUAGUAGCAAAAAGCGGCGCGACAGCGGAAAUUCUGAGGGCGAUAUCGAACCCGUUGUUACGAUCGAAGAGGAGUUAUCUGACAACAAAGUCCUCGCCUCACCAUCAAAUUCCGCCAGUCGUCGUCUUUCCCUUGAUUCGGCGCCAUCGUCGUCGCAACCAGUCCAUCCCCCCUUGAACAGCAGCAGCAAAGAGAAGCCUCGUCAGUAUCGAGGCAUCGCCAAAGUUUUUCACGACUUGAAGUACCGCUCCCGAAUCCGCAAGAGCCAUUCUGCUCCACCCUCUGGCAUGGAUAGUAACCAAGUUUCGAGCCCAGUGUCGGUGGUGGCCGACGAUGACUCCUUCUCGUCGUACGCCACGGCCAUGGGAGCCCACAGUUCCGGCUACUCGACACCGUUGAUGUCGUCGAACGUGGGUAGUCCGGAAUCGUCGAUGACUGAAAGUUUUGUGGAAGAAGACGAGGAACAGGCGGAUGUGACUACGACCACAAUGGAAGAGUCUCUCAGUCCGGCUCAGGUAAUUUUCAACCCGUUUAGUGCUUCUCCCCUUCCACCCAAUAUCUCUCGCGUGGUAUGCGGUGUUUAUAUUGUAGGUCCCACUCUUCGUCGCAUAAAUGUAGCUGAUCCUUCUGCUUUGCCUAAUUUAUUACUGGGAUCUCAGGUUGCCGCCGUUCAGUUGGCCAGUCCCCCGUCUGCACCUGCUUCGCCUCAUCCCGCUAAAAUGGCCUCUGAAACCUUAGCGGAGCCGAGUCCCAAAGCUUCUAGUCUUGAAACAGAACCCGUAGACGUUGAUGAAACCCUAGCAAAUUCGAGUAGUACCAACAACAACAACAAGCCCGAGUGUCAUCAACAAGAAGAAGCCACUCCUGUUUCUACGGUCGUCUCUUCCGCCAGCGCCGAUACUUCCUCUUCUCCUUCCCUUGCCGUUUCCCGCCCAGCAGAGGCCACCACUUUGACUACUUCUUCCAGUGGUUCGGCUGCUGGUCAAAGGUCGAGGAUACCACUAUUGUCGCAACAUCGUUCCUCGGUCCCUUGCACUUCGACAAGUCAAGAGACAACCGAGGCAUUGAAAGUUCAACAGCCGGAGCGAUCCUCUUCCACCAGCGAAUUUCGCUUCUGUUUCAGCGAGUACAACGGUACCAAGUCACCCACCAAAGGAUUGAUCCGCUCGCCCGAUUCCAGCAAGAUGGACACAGCCAACAAUACGGCCGGCACUGACGCCAACGGCUAUCCAAAGAAUGAACAUUUGUACAAAGUGCUGGUCAUUGGAGAACUGGGCACCGGCAAAACGUCCAUUAUCAAGCGCUACGUCCAUCAGUUCUUUUCGCAGCACUAUCGAGCCACCAUCGGAGUCGAUUUUGCCCUUAAAGUCGUUCACUGGGACCAGAGCACCGUCAUCCGCCUUCAAUUAUGGGAUAUUGCCGGUCAGGAAAGGUUCGGCAACAUGACUCGAGUCUAUUACAAGGAGGCUGUGGGAGCAUUCAUCGUAUUUGACGUCACAAGAAGUAGCACAUUCGAAUCGGUAGCCAAAUGGAAACAAGACCUUGACACAAAAGUUCAGCUUCCGGACGGAAGUCCCAUUCCUUGCGUACUACUCGCUAAUAAGUGUGAUCAACCGAAAGAAGGUAUUGCCGCAAGUCCAGCCAAAAUGGAUGAAUAUUGCAGGGAAAAGGGCUUUGCCGGCUGGUUUGAAACGUCAGCCAAGGACAAUAUCAAUAUUGAUGAUGCGGCGAAAUUCCUCGUCGGAACGAUUCUUCAGAAUGAUCAAUGGAGUACCAGCAUAAAAGAGGAGGACGCCGACAAACUGGAUCUUAAUGGGAAGGGAGGAACUGCCGGCGGUGACAAGAAGAGCAAUUGUUGUUGAUUUCUCACGCUCUGCUCACAAGCGUAUCUCGUUGCGUGCCCUCCCAAAAUUUACGCCAUAUCGUGUCAAAAUGAACGGUCUACCGUUUAAAAAUUUCCUAUCAUUUCUUUCUUUUUUGCAUCUUGUGGGGUCUUUCUGGCUCCAUCCGGUUUUUAUAAGUGUGUUGGGACAUUACGUCGCUUCGUUUGAGGCAUAAUUAAUGUCGGGGGAAAUUUAGGCCAUUGUAAAGGGGGCACUGUGGUCUACGACUGUCUUUAAAAAAAUUCUAUCAUUUUAAUGCACUUUCUAUCAUUUUGCUAACGUUGAGCAAGAGAGCAUCGACUAUUCUACUAGUCUCGAGCCGAUGUAUUUGUCUUGAAUUAUUUCUUAUAUCAUAUAGUAUGUACGAGUGUGUUUCAAUUUUCUUUGCCUCGAUCAUCUACCAUUGGAUCUGAAAUAUUUUUGGUUGCUGAUUGAGUAAAGUUUAAAGUUCCAGUCGACACAACAUCUCAUCAUUGGGCACCCAUAUCCUCCAAAUAAAAGAAGAAAAAAACAACUAAAAUUAAACGAUUAUCGAUACAUUAUAUGUAAGUUUUUACGCAUUUUCUGUCAUAUCUAUUAAUUCAAUUGUGAUGUCCGCCACGGUAUUUCCUUGAUACAAAUUUAUGAUAUACGCUUGCCAUCACCCCCUCACACAUGUGUGUUGAGUAUGAGACAAUAUGUUCGUGUCAUAAUAUCAUUCGAAAAAUAAAUACAUCACACUAGGCAAUAA